Messenger RNA from Funneliformis caledonium, 381 nucleotides. The record is from the annotation of a GenBank genome assembly. NCBI's taxonomy places the organism in Eukaryota, Fungi, Glomeromycota, Glomeromycetes, Glomerales, Glomeraceae.
AUGUGCGCCGUCAACGCUCACUCUGUUUCGGUCGAAAGAAUCCCAUAUAAAGUAUAUUUUGAAUUUGUUCCUUAUGAAAAGUGGUCACUACAUAGUUAUAUAACUUUAUUAGUUGAUAACUAUGAAAACGUUGAUAAAAUGGAUGCUCAUUAUGCCUUUUAUAAAAACCUAAGUUCAAUUCUUGACGAUGAAAAAAUGUCUCAAGAAGUUCGCAAUAUUGCCCAGAAUCUCCUGAAAAGCAAAAAAGUAACUUCUGGAACACUUUCGUCACCAACAUCGUCAUCGUCCCAUAAAGGAAAGAAGAGAAAGUUUAAAGAUGGUAAUGGGUGGUCAGCGGUCGUUCAAAAACCUUUAACUGAUCUUUUUUGUUCUAAAUAUUGA